Molecule: messenger RNA, 2683 nt
Organism: Planococcus citri (citrus mealybug)
Lineage: Eukaryota; Metazoa; Arthropoda; Insecta; Hemiptera; Pseudococcidae
Exons: 2
Coding region: 273-2666 (797 amino acids)
Source: RefSeq, a predicted model, not a curated record
UAUUGUGUACUUACGAAAUUACGAACUACGAAGGGUAUUGCUUCUAUGUAUUUAUUUGCCCGUGUUGGCUGUUUGAUUUUCCGACGAUGAUUUGAUUUCUAGUGUGAGUAGUCACUAGUCAGUACUACGUGUGUCUUAUCUUAUCUAAUGCGACUUCUUUUCGUGUAUUGUAAUCGACUGUGCUCUAAAUAGUUGGAGAUCGGAGAUCUACAGAUUAAUCGAACAGCUGUUUUUCGUUUUUCAUUCUAUCGUCUUCUAAACUUAUAUGAAAGAUGCCCAAUAUUACGGAGAUGUUAUGUAUGUUCUGCUUGAGAUCAGUGACAACCACGAGUCCUGUCUGCGAGAAAGAUGAUACCGUCAAAGAAUACAUCUCGAUCUCCCGAUGUCGUCACCUAAUGCAUAUGAGCUGCUUCGUUUUUGCACAUCCUGCAGAUCCGGUAACCUGUCGACACCCGAAAUGUGCUCAAGUUAUAAACUGUAAUCAAGUAGACGUGAUCGAGGCUAAUCUUAGAGAUCGCACUAUAGUAGAAAACUUGGAGGAGAAAAGUAACCGUGUUGACGAAUUAACAGCACAUCUAACUCAAGCGACGUGUAACCUAGAAUUGAUAACCCGUUUGAAGGUAGCUGAAGACAAGAUUGCUGAACUCGAAGCUAAUGCUGAGCACCAUGCUGAACUUAUGGUGGAAGCCGAGAAACGCACCAGCGAAGCCAAAGCUGCUGAGCUAGAUGCUACGAAGCGUUAUGACGCAGCUGAGGAUAAAAUAGCUCAACUCGAACUUUUAGUGAAAGAUGCAGAUAAACGCGCCAGUGAAGCCAAAGCAGCUGAGUUGAAAAAAGCUCAGAAACGUUACAACGCAGCUAAAGACAAGAUAGCUCAACUCGAAGAGGAUUCAAAGCACAACGCAGAACUUGUGGCCGAAGCUAACAAACGCACCAGCGAAGCCAAAGCUGCAGAGCUAGAUGCUGAGAAGCGUUACAACGCAGCUGAUGAUAAGAUAGCUCAACUCGAAGCUAAUGCUAAAAAGAACGCAGAACUUUUAUCGGAAGCUAAUAAACGCGCCAGCGAAGCCAAAGCUGCAGAGCUAGAUGCUGAAAAGCGUUACAACGCAGCUGAAGAUAAGAUAGCUCAACUCGAAGCUAAUGCUAAAAAGAACGCAGAACUUUUGGCCGAAGCUGAAAAACGCGCCAGUGAAGCCAAAGCUGCUGAGCUAGAUGCUAAGCACUACUCAGAACUUGUGAUAGAUGCUAUUAACAAACGCGCCAGUGAAUCCAAAGAAGCCGAGUUGAAAGCUAAGAAGCGUUACGACACUGCUCAGGACAGUAUAGCUCAGCUGGAAGCUAAUGCUGAACACAACUCAGACCUUGUGGCUGAAGCUAACAAACGCACCAGUAAAGCGAAAGCAGCUGAGCUGGAUGCUACGAAGCGUUACAAAUUAGUUCUUGGGAAGUUGAGCAGUCUGGUUAUUGCCUGUAGGUGUACCGCCUCAUCUGAUUUCAGUGUUCUUAUCUCGAAGGACUGUAACAGUGUUCCACUAUUUCCGCCAAAUGUCGAGCUGUCGCCUCCGGGACCAACGUCGCCAAUUGCUCCAAUUUCUGGUUCAAACAAUGUGCUUGAGCUUGACCAAAAUCCGGAGGUCGUUCGAGCAGAUUCGCCAAAUAGAGAAUGUCUCACGAUGGAAUCGAUUGCAGAUUUUCCAAACGCGUUGGCAGAUUAUACCCCGAUGAGUCCACCUGAUGGCGAUGAUACAUCCUUGCUGUUUUCAGAGUCGAUAGAUAUUGCAGAUAAAGCAGGUGCUUCUAGACCCUCCAGAUCAGCCGGUACCAGUACCAGUUCAUAUCGCAGAAAAAUGACGUCUCAAAUUAUUGCCCAAGAAGAUGGCUCGCCUGCUGCCAAACGAUGGAAAGGUGCCAGCGAAUCGAGCACUCGUGACUACGAAAAAUACUGGCAGCGCUUUCAUAUAACACCACCAAAGUUGAACCCUUUCUUUCCUGUGAAUUCUUUUCCAAUGGGUUACACUGUUGCUGACAUUCAAGAUACUGAAAACGUGGGUAAAGUGGCCAUUCUUGCCUACGAUGUGUUGCUACUCGGCGAUGGUCACUCAUUAGGCGUCGCAAAUUACAUCCUCAAAGGCAAACCAUUCAAAGAUCAGCUUUCUGAAUCUUUGUACAGACGAGACCUCGGUAUCGUCGAUCUAAUUGCGACUCUGAAUCGUUUUGCAGCGCUACCAGAAAGGAUUAUUUUGUCCAUUGGUAGUUGGGAUGCGACCAAUAAUAUGCCAUGUUCGAAAUUUCUCGACCAUUUUGAGGAUUUGUUGCUGAUUUUCAUGAAAUGCCAGGUUAAAGUUUUGUACACUCUGCCUAUUAUUACUUACCCAGGUAUGGAUGAGAAUAGAAAAUCGAUCGACGAGAGUUUGAGUACUGAUUGGGGCAAGACCUUUGGUGGCCAGUAUGAAUUUUUAUCCGAGAUGGUAUCCAGUGCUAUAAAUGUCCAGCUCCCAGUGAUCGAUGAUAAGGGUCCGGUGUAUGAACUGGACGAAUACGCGUCGUUAGCGGCAGCCAUUCGUAAUCGUCUCAUUCCUGUGGCGGCUGUGGAAACGACGUUACCUACCAAAGAUGCAGAAGAAACAAAUGCUUCUUUAUCGAGUCCAAGUGGACGUCAAUCCUGAUGGAUGAAAGUAGUAAG